Messenger RNA from Suncus etruscus (white-toothed pygmy shrew), 1932 nucleotides. RefSeq names its product keratin, type II cytoskeletal 2 oral-like. Lineage: Eukaryota; Metazoa; Chordata; Mammalia; Eulipotyphla; Soricidae. Bases 1 to 1932 code for a protein of 643 amino acids. Gene Ontology annotation, cellular component: keratin filament. Gene Ontology annotation, biological process: keratinization; intermediate filament organization. Gene Ontology annotation, molecular function: structural constituent of skin epidermis. The transcript is spliced from 10 exons. The record is from RefSeq and is a predicted model, not a curated record.
AUGAACAGACAAGUCUGCAAGAAAUCCUUUGGUGGUGGCAGCAAGGGCUUCUCUGGCCACUCGGCUGUGGUCUCUGGAGGCAGCAGCAGGAUGAGCUGCGUGGCCCGCUCCAGGGCAGCUGGUGGAGGGGCCUGUGGGGCCCGCGGUGGUGCAGGUGGCUUUGGCAGUCAAAGCCUCUACAACCUGGGUGGCACUAAGAGCAUCUCCAUCAGUGUGGCUGGCGGCUCUCGGACUGGUGGCUUUGGGGGAGGCCGGAGCAGCUGUGUCAGUGGUUUUGGUGGGGGCUAUGGAGGAGGUUAUGGAGGGGGCUUUGGAGGGGGCUUUGGUGGUGGCAGAGGAAUGGGAGGGGGCUUUGGUGGUUCUGGUGGCUUUGGUGGUCCUGGUGGCUUUGGCGGUCCUGGUGGCUUUGGAGGUCCUGGUGGCUUCCCUGGGGGGAUCCAGGAAGUGACUGUCAACCAGAGCCUGCUGCAGCCUCUGAAUGUGGAGAUUGACCCUCAGAUUGGGCAAGUGAAGACCCAGGAGCGUGAACAAAUCAAGACCCUCAACAACAAGUUUGCCUCCUUCAUAGACAAGGUUCGCUUCCUGGAGCAGCAGAAUAAGGUCCUGGAGACCAAGUGGGAGCUGCUGCAGCAGCAGGGCACUGGCUCUACUACUGGAACCAACAAUCUGGAGCCGUUCUUUGAAUCCUACAUCAGCUUCCUACGAAGGCAGCUUGACCAGGCUGUAGGGGAGAGGAGUAACCUGGAGUCCGAGCUGAAGAAUAUGCAGGACCUGGUGGAAGAUUUCAAAAAGAAGUAUGAAGAUGAGAUCAACAAACGUACUGCUGCAGAGAAUGAGUUUGUGGCACUUAAAAAGGAUGUGGAUUCAACUUACAUGAAUAAGGUAGAGCUGCAGGCCAGGGUGGACAACCUAACAGAUGAGCUCAACUUCCUGAGGACCCUCUAUGAAAUGGAAUUGGCCCAGAUGCAGCGCCAUGUUAGUGACACAUCUGUGGUCCUGUCCAUGGACAACAACCGCUUCCUCGACCUAGACAGCAUCAUUGCUGAGGUCAAGGCCCAAUAUGAGGAGAUUGCCCAGAGGAGCAAAGCUGAGGCUGAGGCCCUGUACCAAACCAAGCUUGGGGAGCUGCAGUCCAUGGCAGGUAAACAUGGGGACGAUCUGAAAAAUACCAAGAGUGAGAUCAUGGAGCUAAACAGAAUGAUCCAGAGGCUGCGAGCUGAGAUUGAGAAUAUCAAGAAGCAGAAUACCACUUUGCAGGCCGCCAUCGCAGAAGCAGAACAACGUGGGGAGCUGGCCCUCAAGGAUGCCGAUGCCAAGCUCCAAGGUUUGCAGGCUGCCCUGCAGAAAGCCAAGGAUGAUCUGGCUAGGCUGCUGCGUGACUACCAGGAGCUGAUGAACGUGAAGCUGGCCCUGGACGUUGAGAUUGCCACCUACAGGAAGCUGCUGGAGGGAGAGGAGUGCAGGAUGUCUGGAGAGUGUCAGAGUGCGGUGUGCAUUUCUGUGGUCAGCAACGUCUCCAGCACCAGUGGCAGUGCAGGUGGAAGUCGAGGAGGCUUUGGAGGGGUCAGUGGAGGUAGCAGCGGCAGCUACAGAGGCAGUGGCAGCAGUGGUGGUAGAGGCAACAGCGGUGGCUAUGGCGGUACCAGCGGUAGCAGCAGCGGUGGCAGCUAUGGCAGCAGCAGCGGCGGUGGCUAUGGAGGUGUGAGCAGCAGUAGCAGUGGAGGCCGGGGUGGCAGCGGAGGCUUCCAGAACAGCAGCAGCGGGAGCAGGCUGGGAAGCGGAGGCAGUAGCUCUACCAACCAGAGCAGCAAGGGCUCUGCCUCUGGGGGCAUCCAGACCUCAGGAAGCAGUGGCUACAAAUCUGGCAGUGGUGGCAGCAGCGGUGUCUACUUCUCCCAGACCCCCAGCUCCAGCCAGCACAGCUCCAAGUAA